Molecule: messenger RNA, 306 nt
Organism: Monosiga brevicollis MX1
Lineage: Eukaryota; Choanoflagellata; Craspedida; Salpingoecidae
Exons: 3
Biological process (GO): protein dephosphorylation
Molecular function (GO): protein tyrosine/serine/threonine phosphatase activity
Source: RefSeq, a predicted model, not a curated record
AGACGGGUGGUUGCAACCGAUGCCAACAUGUUGAACCACCAGCCCGGUUCGGGACAAAUCUCCUUCCAAUGGCGCCGGCGUGAUAGGAUGACAGCCAUAGAUACAUGCACUUCAUGGCUGAUUGAACCUAUGCAAUGGAUGGCUGAGGUCGUCAAUGGCGAGCUUCAGGGCAAGGUUGUCUGUCCCAAAUGCAGUCAUCGCCUGGGAUCCUUCAACUGGGCCGGCGCGCAAUGUUCUUGUGGAGCCUGGCUUACCCCUGCCUUUCGAAUCAACAAGAGCAAAGUGGAUUAUAUUACCCGUCAGCCA